AUGCCUCCAUCUUCCGAUGAUGAGGUCAAUUACCCACAGAGAAACAAUGAGCUCACAUUCAAACCAAUUGAUUCCAUAUAUGAAGAUAGGCUACGACAAUUCAUCGAUAGCAAUGGACACUAUAAGGACUUGAUGCUACCGAAGUUUUAUACGAAGCAAUUUUUAUACUACAAGGAUAAACCCAAAUUGAACUCAGAUGAUGCCAGCUACUUGACCUUGAAGCAUUGGGCAGCACCUGGUUUAACAAAACCUCUAUUUGCAGAGGUGAUUCCUGACAAAUUAAGUAAGUUCACCAAGUUCAAUGCUGGACAGACUUUUGGACCUGCAUGGUCGUCGCACUGGUUUCAGGUGGAGCUGAAAGUUCCGAAGUCCUUUGUAGAUGAGGACGAGCUUUGGUUUGUUUGGGAUGCUGGAUGUGAAGGGAUGGUCUUUAACGACAAGGGGCUUCCCUUGCAAGGGUUGACCGGAGCUGGUGAGAGGAUCGUUUUCAUCCUUCCAAAAGAGUGGUACUCUUCAGGUGAAGCUUACACUUUUUACUUGGAAAUGGGCUGUAAUGGUAUGUUUGGAUCCACAAAGCCAGAAUAUAAACUCUCAGUUGUUGAAGUGAGAGUUCCAAACUUGGAAGCACACGCUCUAUACUACGAUUUUUUGAUUUUGAGUGAUGCGGCCAGAGAGGAUGGCCCACCUCAGAAGUACAAGGCUCGUGAAAUUUGCAAUAGAAUCAUGGAUACUUUUGACUCUGACGAUGUCAACUCCAUUUCUCGUUGCAGAGCAAUUGCUUCAGAAUUUUUGGGGUGCAAUGUCGAUUCGGAGUCUGUGUUUAAGGAAUCCAAAGCAUCUACAUACAGUUCUGUGUUUGCUAUCGGAAAUUGUCAUAUCGAUACUGCUUGGUUGUGGGAUUUUGCCACGUCAAAAACUAAGAUUGCCCGUAGUUGGUCAUCGCAACUUCGUUUAAUUGAAAAGUAUCCCGAGUAUGUGUUUGUUGCUUCUGCAGCCAUCCAUUUCAAAUGGUUGCUGGAUUACUAUCCGGAUUUAUAUGAGAAAGUGAAAUUGGCGGUGAUGCAAGGUCGGUUUAUUCCCCUCGGAGGAGCGUGGGUUGAGAAUGAUACCAAUAUCCCAAGCGGUGAAGGGCUUGCUCGCCAAUUUAUUCUUGGUCAGCGUUAUUUCGAACAUCUAUUUGGAUUUAGAAGUAAUAUUUAUUGGCUUCCUGAUUCCUUUGGAUAUUCCAGUCAGAUUCCUCAGAUUUGCCGAUUGGCUGGUAUGCCGAACUUUUUAACUCAAAAGUUGUCCUGGAACAAUGUGGACGUGUUUCCAGACAGUUCAUUCAACUGGGUUGGUCUUGACUACUCUCAGGUCCUUGUUCAUAUGCCCCCUGAUAACACCUACACUGCUGAUGCUAAUUUUGGUGAUGUUAAGCGUUCCGUUCAGAAUCACAAGAACUUGUACAGUGACCAGAAGGGCAUGUUGUUGUACGGCAAGGGUGAUGGCGGUGGUGGCCCAACUCCUGAAAUGCUGGAAAAACUCCGGAGAAUUAGGGGUUAUGCAGAUCAUGCAGGUGGAUCGAUGCCUUCAGUGAAUGUUGGAUGCACUGUCAAUGAAUUUUAUGAUCAGUUGCGUGCAGAUACUCACAACGGUAAGGAUUUACCAUCUUGGCGAGGUGAAUUGUACUUGGAGUAUCACAGGGGAACUUAUACGACGCAGGCCAAAGUAAAAAGCUUGAUGCGGACAUCUGAGAUGCUUAUCAGAGACGUGGAAAUUUUAGCCACCGCCGCCUCUGUUAAUAGUGAUUACAAGUAUCCGCACGCCAAGAUUGAAAAUCUUUGGGCAGAUAUCUGUUUGUGCCAGUUUCAUGACGUCCUUCCCGGUUCUUGCAUUGAGGAAGUGUAUCAUAACGAUGUUUGGCCGUUGCUUACUAAAGUGAUUGAAAAUGAGAAGGGUCUACUCAAAGAAAUCCUCAAAGUCAUUGGGGUGGAAGAGGAUACUGCCAGUACCAGUGCAGUCUUCAAUUCUCUUGUCACAGUAAACACUUUGCCUUGGCAUAGGACGUACGUUGUGCCUGUGAAUACAAUUCCCUCCCAGUUGAAAGUGUUUGCUCAGAAUGACAAGUAUUUGAUGUUUUCUGGUGCCACCUUCAUGAGACCACUUACUGCCAAACCAAAAUUUCCUUCGAAGGCUUGGAAGACUAAAGAGGACCUGUUUGUAUUGGAGAAUUCUCAGUUGAAAGCUACAAUUGAUUCCAACGGUGUGGUCUGUAGUUUGAUUGACAUCGCUACCCAUCGUGAAAUCAUUGAUACUUCCCGGUUCAAGGGUGCCAAUCAAUUUGUCAUGUACUCUGACACACCUUUGAAUUUCCAGGCAUGGGACACAGAAUUAUUCUCACUAGGUAAAUACAAGCUUAUUGAAAAGGCUGCCAGUAUCAGAAUUUUGGAAUCGGGACCUUUGCUUUCUUCUUUGGAAGUGGUCCAUCAUCUUUCGGAAAGAAGUACUAUCAAGACUACAAUAUCUUUGGCAGCUGCUAACGAUCUCUCUACACCAUCACUCUUGAGAUUCGAUAGCGAGGUUGAAUGGGAUGAAACCUACAAAUUCCUCAAGGUGCAAUUCCCUGUGAACAUCACUGAGGAGUUUGCCAAUUAUGAAACUCAAUUUGGUAUUACUAAGAGACCAACUCAUUACAAUACUACAUGGGACACUGCAAAAUUUGAAUGUUGCUGUCACAAGUUUAUUGAUUUUUCUGACUUUAACUAUGGUGUGUCAUUGUUGAAUAACAACAAAUAUGGUGGAAAUGUUCACACAAAUGUUAUGACAUUAUCGUUACUCAGAGCACCUAAAUAUCCAGAUCCAACAGCAGAUAUCGGUAAGCACACCUUCAGCUACGCAUUGAUGCCACAUUCGGGUAAUUUGAGUUACCAGACUGUUCGGGCUGGAUGGGAGUUCAACGAUAGGUUGGACCACUCUUUCGGCUCAUUGGACCAGCAGAUUGUUUCUGGCGUGUCCGAGCUCGUCACCAUCCAAGGCGAUAAUAACCUUAUUUUAUCUAACGUUAAGAGAGGUGAAGAUGACUUCGACACUGAUAGUGAGGGCAGCCUCACGAAUAACAUCCCGAAGAAGUAUAUUUCUUCUCAAACUUUAAUUCUUAGAGUUUACGAAGCUUUAGGUGGUGUCUCCAAGGCCACUAUUAAGGUCGCCAAGCCUAUAAAAGAGGUUUUCAAGACCAACCUUUUGGAGGAUACUAUCAGUGCAGUGAAUUUUGAUUCGAAGACUGACACCUUUGAGAUAUCUUCAAGAGCGUUUGAAAUAUCUACAUACAGGGUCGUUUUGGCCUAA
Messenger RNA from Brettanomyces nanus, 3324 nucleotides. RefSeq lists its product as uncharacterized. Gene Ontology annotation, molecular function: alpha-mannosidase activity; carbohydrate binding. Gene Ontology annotation, biological process: mannose metabolic process; oligosaccharide catabolic process. The transcript has a single exon. Lineage: Eukaryota; Fungi; Ascomycota; Pichiomycetes; Pichiales; Pichiaceae. The coding region runs from base 1 to 3324 and encodes 1107 amino acids. The record is from RefSeq and is a predicted model, not a curated record. Gene Ontology annotation, cellular component: fungal-type vacuole membrane.